This is a messenger RNA of Chelonoidis abingdonii (Abingdon island giant tortoise), 3001 nucleotides long. NCBI's taxonomy places the organism in Eukaryota, Metazoa, Chordata, Testudines, Testudinidae. The record is from RefSeq and is a predicted model, not a curated record.
AGGCUCCGUGCGGGCUCUAGGACCCGGCGGGAGCCGGCAGGGCCGCAGCGUGUGCGCAGCUGGGCAGAGAGUCCGAGCGGGCCAGCCUCUUGCCCGGCAGGAUGGUGAUGGUGGGGAGUUACUGCCCGGGGAACGGCACCAUCUCCCAGCCAUGGACGCAGCAUGGGUUCUCCCCCUGUUUCUACUUCACGCUGGUGCCCACGGUGCUGCUGAGUGUCUGCCUCCUGCUGGGCGCCCUGCAGUACGCCUGCUACGCCCGCUUCGGCCGUGCCAUGGAGCCCAAGCACAUCCCCCGCUCGCGCCUCUACCACGCGCAGGUGCUGCUCUCACUGCUGCUGGCGGUGCAGCCCCUCGGCACCCUCCUGUGGCAGGUGCUGGCUGCGGGCCCACUGUACGGCUACGCGCUGCUGUACGGCUGCCUCUCGGCUGGGAGCUGGGGCUGCACCCUCAGCCUCCUGCAGUUGGAGCACACCCGGGUGCUGGCACAGGACAGGACCAGAGGCCACGGCACUGUCCUGCUGCUCUUCUGGGCGCUGGCCUUUGCCGCCGAGAACCUGGCCCUGGUGUCCUGGAGGAGCCCCCUCUGGUGGUGGUCCCUGGGAGACACCCCUCAGAAGGUGCAGUUCAGUCUGUGGGUGCUGCGAUAUGUCUGCACCUUCACCCUCUUCGUGCUGGGGAUGAAGGCCCCUGGGCUGCCGCACAAGCCCUACAUGCUGCUGGUGAACGAGGAUGAGCGCGAUGUGGAGAACAGGCAGCCCCUCCUGGCAGGAGACCGCAGCAGCCACUCCACCUGGAAGGAUUUGGGCCGGAAGUUGCGGCUGCUGGUGCAGUACGUGUGGCCGCGGGGCAGCCACCUGCUGCAGGGCCUGGUGCUGUUCUGCAUGAUGCUGAUGGGGCUGGAGCGCGUCAUCAACGUCUUCGUGCCCAUCUACUACAAGAACAUCGUAAACGAGCUGACGGAGGGCACUGCCUGGCACACGGUCGCCUGGACCAUCUGCACCUACGUGUUCCUGAAGUUCCUGCAGGGUGGAGGCGCCGGCUCCAUCCGCUUCGAUUCUAGCAACCUGCGCACUUCCUUGCGAUCGGUGCAGCAGUUCACCAACGCGGCAGGCUCCAGGGCGUCUCUUCGCCCACCUGCAGGCCUGUCCCUGCGCUGGCACCUGGGGCGAAGACGGGCGAGGUGCUGCCAGCGUGGACAGGGGCAAGCAGCCAGUGUCAACAGCCCCCACAGCUACAUCAUCUUCAGCAUCUUCCCCACCAUCGCUGACAUCGUCAUUGGCAUCAUCUACUUCAGCUCGGCCUUCAGCCUCUGGUUCGGGCUCAUCAUCUUCGUCUGCAUGAGCCUCUACCUGACCCUGACCAUCAUCAUCACAGAGUGGAGAACCAAGUACCGGCGGGACAUGAACUCCCGCGACAACGAGGCCAAGGCCCGGGCCGUGGACUCGCUGCUCAACUUUGAGACGGUGAAGUAUUACAACGCAGAGAGCUAUGAAGUGAAUCGAUUCAAUGAUGCCAUCCUGAAGUACCAGGUCUCGGAGUGGAAGGUCAACGCCUCGCUGGCCCUGCUGAACCAGACCCAGAACCUGAUCAUCGGCCUGGGGCUGCUGGCCGGGUCCCUGCUCUGCGCCUACUUUGUGACUGAGAAGACGUUCCAGGUGGGGGACUUUGUCCUGUUUGGCACGUACAUCAUCCAGCUCUACACGCCGCUCAACUGGUUCGGCACCUACUACAGGAUGAUCCAGAGCUCCUUCAUCGACAUGGAAAACAUGUUCGAGCUCUUCAACGAGGAGCAAGAGGUGAAGGACCAGGUGAAUGCAGGGGACCUUUGCUUCCACUCAGGGCGCAUUGAGUUUGAGAACGUGCACUUCAGCUACAUGGAUGGCGUGACACAGGGCAGGUACAGCGUGGCACCGGGCAGGUACAGCGUGACACAGGGCAGCACGGUGGGUACAGGGUGGGUACUGCAUGGCACCGGGCAGGUACUGCAUGGCACUGGGUGGGUACAGCAUGACAUAGGGGAGCACAGGGUGGGUACAGGGCAGAUACCGUAUGGCACAGAGCAGCACAGGUUGGCACAGGGCAGGUACCACGUAGCAACACAGCCCCUCCCACACGCUGUGCCUGGCACGCAGGCGACGUCGGCACUGGACACCGAGACGGAGAGGAACAUCCAGGGUUCGCUGGCCAAGGUCUGCGCCAACCGCACCACCAUCGUCGUCGCCCACAGGCUCUCCACGGUUGUCAACGCCGACCAGAUCCUGGUUCUCAAGGACGGGCGCAUUGUGGAGCGUGGAAGGCACGAGGAGCUGCUGCAGAAGGGUGGCGUCUACGCUGGGAUGUGGCAGCAGCAGCAGGCUGGGGACGCGUCCGACUCUGACACAGAGAGCAAGGACCGCAGCUCCGAGAAGCUGCCGGCGGCCCCCAGGAAGGGUCCAUGAGCGCAGGCAGGAGCCAGGGGACUUUGGGCAGCACCAGCAGCACAGAGCUGCCCCUGACCCCCGUGCUGUGGCUGGCAUCGGGCAGCACGCCAGCCCCUCCGGCUGUGUUAUCUCGGCUUGUUUCAGAGCCGUGGCACCUUCCCGCAGUGGCCAAACUGGGCGAGUCGCGUCCUGGCCCAGGGACCCCCUAUGAGCCUGAAUCCCUGCUGGGCACACAGGCAGCCCACUGCCCCCCGCCACCCGCUCCCUGCCAUGGAUGGUGAUGGUGCAGCUGGCAGAGCAUUGCAUGCUGGGACUGUGCGCCCCUGGCAUUGCUGCUACAGCUCGCCCCAGCUCCAGGGCCGCUGCCAGGCUGCCCGAGGUCAGGACGAGGGGGGAGCCCUUCUGGCUGGCCAUGUCCCAGGGCACUGCUCUUUAUGGGAGGCUCCCGGCCGCACUGGGGAGGGGGGAGAUGCUGCCCCCCAGUACAGAGCCCUGGAGGGGGGCAGAACAGGGAGUUGGUUGUGUUUUAAGUUUUGAUUUGGUGUCUCUUGUUGCUGAAUCUUGUAAACUGCGUGUGGCCA